GUGAUGGGGUUCAGAGGAGCAGAGCUGCUGGGAUUUGUGCUUCUCUUCUCAUGUGGAAACAUCGGCGUGGAGACGGCGAGUCCGAGUCCGAGUCCAGCAGAGCAGGUGACCGUGAGCUCACAGCUGCCCAGCUCGUCACAGGCCGGCGAUCCACUCCGCUUCCCCGUCAGCUACAGACUGAAGAGCGACCAGCUCAGGAAGCGGCCUCGCACGCACACCCCGACAAACCUGCCGCCGGAGUCGGCCUCGGAUCUGACUGCGAUUAAACUGCCAAUGCGAGGCCCAGACCUGAACCCGCCUGUCAGACAGGAACCUAAAGUGCUGCUGAAGGUGGAGCAGCGUGUGCACGUGCCGGCCGACAGCGUGGCCGUGCGCUGUGGCGAGCGCGAGGUCACCGUGGAGGUCAAACAGAAUUUCCUGGGCAACGGUCAGCUGAUCCGCCCGAGUGACCUGACGUUGGGAGGCUGCGCGUCGUCAGGAGCCGCUGACCACGUCGUGCACUUUAAGACUGAACUGCACGGCUGCAGCAGCACAGUGAAGGUGACUGAUAACGCCCUCGUCUACUCCUUCACCCUGAUCUACUCUCCGACACCCGCAGGCAGCACCUUCAUCUUUAAGACCAACUCUGCCGAGGUGGGAAUCGAGUGCCACUAUCAAAGGAGACAGUACGUGAGCACCAGCGCCGCCCUGAGGCCGACGUGGACGCAGCUCGCCACAGACGCGGUCGCCGAGCAGCGGCUCGACUUCUCCCUGCGUCUCAUGACGGAGGGCUGGCAGUCGCAGAGGCCGUCCGGCGUUUACUUCCUCAGUGACGUGAUGCACGUGGAGGCCGCCGUGCAGCAGGGUCACCACGUCCCACUCAGGGUCCACGUGGACAGAUGUGUGGCCACGGCGAAGCCAGAUCCCGGCUCUAAUCCCAGAUACCCGUUCAUCAACAACCACGGGUGUUUCACUGACGCUAAGCUGACAGGAGCCAAGUCUUACUUCCUGCAGAGGAGUCAGGAGAAUAAACUGCACUUUCUGCUCAAGGCUUUCAAGUUCCACACGGAUCAGAGGAAUUCAAUGUACAUCACGUGUCACCUGAAGGCGACGAGGGUCUCUGUUCCCGUCGACGCGCAGCACAAAGCCUGCUCGUUCCUCGCCGAGGCCAGCAGAUGGGUGGCAUCAGGUGGAGACAAUAACGUGUGUCGCUGCUGUGAAAGCAGCUGUGUGGAGCAGCAGAGGCGGAAGAGAGGCCUGGCAACGCGCGCUGGUCUUCCUGUGCUGUGGGAGGAGGAGACGCUCGUCGUGGGGCCCGUGGAGCUGCAGGAGCACGUCCUGCAUGUGGACCUGGACCUGGACCAGGACGAGUUUCCUCCAGAGACGAUGUCUUUGCUGCGAGCGAGCGAGGAGGUUCACGCAGCAUCUCCUCCCUCGGUGGCGUGUGCGGUCAGUGCGGUGCUGUCCGCGGUGAUGCUGGUCAUCGUCGCCGCCGUCGCCGCCGCCGCAGACAGAAGACAGCACAAGUCCACCGGAUACGUCGUCAGCACCUGAAUUAAGAGAAUAAAGCGUUUGAAAACGA
This is a messenger RNA of Solea senegalensis (Senegalese sole), 1561 nucleotides long. Its product is annotated as zona pellucida sperm-binding protein 3-like. NCBI's taxonomy places the organism in Eukaryota, Metazoa, Chordata, Actinopteri, Pleuronectiformes, Soleidae. The coding region runs from base 4 to 1533 and encodes 509 amino acids. Gene Ontology annotation, molecular function: acrosin binding. The record is from RefSeq and is a predicted model, not a curated record. Gene Ontology annotation, biological process: positive regulation of acrosome reaction; egg coat formation; binding of sperm to zona pellucida. Gene Ontology annotation, cellular component: extracellular matrix. The transcript has 11 exons.